Pseudophryne corroboree (corroboree frog) is the source of this 6816-nucleotide messenger RNA. RefSeq names its product collagen type XVII alpha 1 chain (gene COL17A1). NCBI's taxonomy places the organism in Eukaryota, Metazoa, Chordata, Amphibia, Anura, Myobatrachidae. The record is from RefSeq and is a predicted model, not a curated record. The coding region runs from base 150 to 4697 and encodes 1515 amino acids. The transcript is spliced from 56 exons. Gene Ontology annotation, molecular function: extracellular matrix structural constituent conferring tensile strength. Gene Ontology annotation, biological process: extracellular matrix organization.
UCAGCCUCAACACACCUCGGAGGACGGGUAAACAAGUGUAGGAGGGCAAACAAUUAUAUAAAGGAAAAGUUUUGGGGAGACAGACAUAAUUUGGCCUCACUUCUUUCCAGAGGGUCUUCUUUUGUCAAAACACAAGGGGGGACUAUGGAAUGGAUAUUAUAACAAAAAAAAGUUUCCGGGACGGUGGGGAAGUUACAGGAAGAAACUAUACUGAAACAGUGACAAGCUCAUCAAGACUCGUAUCAUUACCACCAAAAGGAACAAACACUAGUGGUUCCAAAAUUUCAUACCAGGUUGGUGGGGGUGGUAUGGAAAAGAAGAGUCUGGUACAAAGCAGCAGUAGUUAUAUCACAUCAGCCUCAGGCGGCGGCAGCUCAAGAGCAAAUAUCAGCGCAUCUGGAUCUAGAUACAAUCAGUCCGCCGGUUCUACUCUAUCAGUAUCUCCAAACUCUACCUUUGACAGGAAAGGUUUCGUCUCCAGUUCUCGCCAGGCGGGUUAUGAAGGAAGUUCCAGUGGGAAUUCUUCACCGGAAUACAGCAGAAAAGAAAUGGCAUCUUCUUCAAGUAGGGGUCGCACUCAGAGCAGAGAAACUGAAAUCCGCACUCGUCUCCAGAGCGCAUCGCCUUCCACAAGAUGGACAGAACUUGAUGAUGUGAAGAAAUUGCUAAAAGGAGGCCGUUCCACCAGUGUCAGCCCCAGCAGAUCCCCAACAAACACCCUUCCCAUUCCCAAAAAGCCUGUACUGGAAACAAAGAUGGUGACAGAGAGCUCACAAUCAGUUUCAGGAUCAUAUGACACAACUAUACUAGAUUCCGCACUCCCAUCGUACAUGUGGACCUCCACACUUCCCGCAGGAUCCUCCAUGGCUGGCUACCACAACAACAUGGGUGGAAUGGGUUACGGUUCAUCUAUGAUGAAUGCCCAUUCUUCAGGAUCAGUAUUCGGAAUCCCAAACAAUCUGGCCCCCAGUUCUCCUACACUUCAUCCAGGGCUUAACACUUCCUCUGCAGUAUUUGGUAUGCAAAAUAAUUUGGCUCCAUUACAAACGCAAGGUAUGCUAUCAGCUCAGGCGCCUGCUCUCAACAGUGCUGCUCUAUCAGCAGGCUCCGCAGGAUAUGGAGUACAGAAAAAUGUCACCCACAGCACGCAGAGCUCAGGCGGUGGUGGCGUUGGUGGUGGAGGUGGAGGUGGUGGCAGUGGCGGUGGCAUUGUUGGUGGUAGCAGCACCGUCACUUCAUCAACUGUUACCAGCACUAAAGCUCAAGCUGAAGAAAUUCUCAGCAAAGACUACAAGUUCCUCCUGCUGGAGAAGGAAAAGGCCCCAGCUAAGAAGGAUGGAGACAUGCUGAUAAUGUCAAAGGACACUGGCAAGGUCUUCACAGCUUCCAGCAUUGGCAGUUCAGGUUCAUAUGGUGAUGAAGUUCUGAAGAAAGAGAAACAAUACACUAGCAGUGGGGAAGCUGUAUACAAAGGAGAAGCUAAUGGUGGCGUCAGGGUAACCAAAGAGAAAUCCACAUAUGCAGAGAUUCAUCGUACUGAUGGCUUGAAAGCUGGUGCUGAUCAAUAUGUGGAAAGGAGGGAAGGUGGUACAGAUGCUGUCUGUGGUCCAUGUGGCACCUGCUGCAAGUGGUGGAUGUGGCUGCUGGGUCUGAUCCUGGGUCUACUGUUCCUUCUGGGACUGCUCUUCGGGCUCAUAUCUCUAUGGCAAGAUGUGAAGAAUUUGAAGGAACGUGUAGACAAUAUGGAAGGCAGGGCGGUAAUGGGUCGCUUGGAGGCUGGUCCUGUGCGUGCAUCAGAAGUAAACUUGGCCAGCUCGUUACCUGGUGCAGCCACUCUGAAUGUUCAGGACAGGGACUCCAUUUGGCUAUAUGUGCGGGAGAAGAUGUUAUCAGAGAAAGCUGGAACGUUUGCUGGGGUAAAGGGUGAACCAGGACCGAAAGGUGAUGUGGGAACACCAGGCGAUAAAGGUGACAGAGGAUUCCCAGGCACUCAAGGAGCUCCAGGUCUCAUUGGUCACCCUGGUGCAGAAGGGCCAAAAGGACAAAAAGGCAAUUCAGGUGACCUUGGUGGGGAAGGGCAGGCUGGGCAAAGAGGACGAGAUGGCUUACCUGGACCUCGCGGCGAACCUGGUCCAGCAGGAGUUGGAGAAAAGGGAGACAGAGGUAUGCCAGGAGAUCCAGGUGUGCCAGGACUAUCAGGCUUGCCAGGACAAAUGGGACUUAAAGGUGAUCUGGGUCCUCAAGGUCCACAGGGUCUUGCAGGUAUUCCAGGUCAGCAGGGUUACAGAGGGAACGAUGGACUGCCAGGACCUAAAGGUGACAAAGGACUGGCUGGACCAGCUGGAAUUAAAGGUGACACAGGUGAAAAGGGAUCUCGAGGUCUUACAGGAGAACCAGGGCCAAGGGGAUUACCAGGACCCUCUGGAGAGGCCGGAGCUAAAGGAUCAGCAGGACCACCCGGACCAGAUGGCCAUCAAGGACCAAGAGGUGAACAAGGGUCUUUGGGACUGCCAGGACCAAGAGGGCCUCCAGGCACAUCAGGAGACCCCGGCCUAUCAGGACUUCCCGGUGCACAGGGUCCGCCAGGACCACCUGGCACCCCAGGCCGAGCAGGAGCUAAAGGUGAUACUGGAGAUCCAGGAAGAGUGAGUACAGACGGUAGUUCUUAUGUUGUCCCAGGACCACCAGGACCCCCCGGCGCUCUGGGGCCACCAGGCACGCCAGGACUCCCAGGUCCAAUUGGUCCAUCUGGUCUUCCAGGACAGCCAGGUGCAAAGGGGGCCCGUGGAGAGCCCGGAGAUCCAGGGAUUACAUACUCAAGGCCAGAAAAUACAUUUGCAGCACAGGCAAUGCAGGGAGCUCCAGGACCACCAGGACCACCCGGGGCCGCUAUUCAAGGUCCACCAGGACAAGCAGGAUCUCAAGGUCUUCCAGGUCCUCCAGGUUCGGCGGGUCAAGCGGGUGCAGUGGGUCCAGCGGGUGCGGUGGGUCCAGCAGGUCCAGCAGGCCCAGCAGGUCCAGCAGGACCAGCAGGACCACCAGGAGAAGCUAAACAAGGACCACCAGGCCCACCAGGACCCGCAGGUCUUCCAGGAACUUCUCCGGCAGCAGCAGAAGCUGUUGCUUCUGCCGGUCCACCCGGCCCUCCAGGUACACCAGGAACUAAAGGAGACCCAGGUGAUCCAGGACAGAGAGGCAUUCCAGGACAAUCAGGACAACCAGGCGAUCCAGGACAGCCAGGAUUACCUGGACCACCAGGCCGUGAUGCUGUUGGACCCUCCGGACCUCCAGGCAGCCCAGGAUCACCGGGAUCACCAGGAUCACCUGGAAGUCCUGGCUCCCCUGGAUCACCAGGAGAAAGAGGUGAAGCUGGAAUUCCAGGCGCUCCCGGCAUACCAGGCAGUUCCAGAAGCCCACCUGGUGGUAGACCUGGACAAGGUUCUCCAGGUCCUCCUGGUCCUUCUGGUCCACCCGGUCCUCCUGGUCCUCCUGGUGAACCCGGCAGCGCUGGUCGUGCAGCAGAAGAAGUCCAACAGUACAUUGCUCAAUACCUCCAAAGUGAAAAUGUCAGAAAUUACCUGGUUGGGCCCCAAGGACCACCAGGUCCACCAGGAAAUAGUGGACAGGAAGUCGAUUAUGCAGAAGUGGCCAGCCGAGUUAUGAGCUACUUAAGAGGUUCUGGGUUAACUUCAACAGAUGUUGGCGCCGGUGUAAUUUCAGGACCAGCUGUUACUUAUGAAGAAAUCUUAUCAAUGUUCCAAAAUUCUGGGCUAUCAAUUGGCCAACCAGGACCACCUGGUCCACCGGGGCUGCCAGGGUUACCAGCAUCUGCCUACGGCGACAUAGCAGCUUUACUUCAAACAUCUGAAUUCCAAGGUGUUGUUGGCCCACCAGGACCACCAGGUCAAAAUGGACGUCCAGGUCGCACUGGCCCCCCUGGUCCCAUGGGGCCACCAGGAAAUCCAGGCACAAGUAUGACUUCCUACAACAUAGAAGAUAUAUCGACCUACCUGCAAGGCUUUGGAUAUAACUCAGGACCUCCAGGACCACCAGGACCCCCGGGACCACCAGGAACACCUGGCCUUGGAGGUAGCGGCCUGGUCUCUUAUGCUGAGGAUAACAGGAGUGAUCGAUUACGGACUGAACUUAUUGACUAUCUGACAAGUGACAACAUUCGUCAAUAUAUCUCUGGACCACCAGGUCCACCCGGACCUCCUGGCCUUCAAGGUCUACGAGGUCCUAAGGGUGACAGUGGUGCAAUUUCAUCAUCAUCUUUAUCAUCAGGGUCGUCACAUUCUUCAUCCUCCUCCUCAUCUUUCUCCAUUGAUUACAAUGAAGUUGCAUCUCGCGUGACAGAAAGAAUCCAGAGUCAGGGGCUCCUUGGAGAUAUCACUUACAACAUGCGAACAUCGGGUACUCCUGGUCCCCAGGGACCACCAGGACCACCCGGAAUCUGUCAAGUAUAUGCAACCCAUGCUAACAUCACAACUGAUCUCAUGGAGCUAUUUAGAGCUCAUGGAACAGUUGCUGGACCCCCAGGUUUAUCAGGACAGAGAGGAGAAAGAGGAUACCCAGGUGCCAAAGGUGACAAAGGAGAGCCAGGGUAUACUGGACCACCAGGACCAAGAGGUCAUAAAGGAGACAAAGGAGAACAAAUCAUUGUGGGAAAACGGAAGAGAAGAAGCUUAGGCGUGUGACGGGAUUGGCUGAGCAAGUGAUUGGCCAGAUCACUUUGCUUGACAUGUUAAUGAAUUAUUAGCGUGAGCUGAGAGUAUUUCCAUUCUGUUCCUUUACAGCUGUAAAUAUCAGGACACCGUGCCGCUCAGUGAGCACAUAUCCAAGCAGCAACGAGAACUUAUAUUUAUCUGAAAUUGUCCACAUCACAGCAUCCAUUAAUCAAAAAUCUCUCAUGUGACUUUGGAGGAAAUGAAAAGAUAUAAAUAUGUUUAUUGUCAUCUUCAUUUGCAAUGUUCUUUGAUCUGUUAAUGCCAGAAUAAUUUUGUGAUCCAUGGGGCAUUAAAAUUCCUUUGCCUAAGCAGCGGCUUGCCAUGCUCAGCUUGGCAAAAAUGUCACUUCCCAUUCAAAGGGGGUUAUGUGUCAACAAUGUGGAACUGUAAAUACAAUUGUCAAUGCACUGUGAUUUACGGCAGUGACGUCUAAUGAUUUAUAUACCCUGGUAUUGAAAGCUGCAUCUAUCUUGCUAGCUUGUUUUCUAUAGUAUAUAAUGCAAACCUGGAGUUAAAUGGAUACGAAAAAAACAAAAGUAUUAAAAGCCAACCUCCCCCCCCCCCCCCCCAUUAUUAUAUAAAAUGUGAUGUAUGUACAUAAAAUAAAUACAAUUGUAAAUGCACUGUGACUUACGGCAGUGACGUCUAAUGAUUUAUAUACCCUGGUAUUGAAAUCUGCAUCUAUCUUGCUAGCUUGUUUUCUAUAGUAUAUAAUGCAAACCUGGAGUUAAAUGGAUACGAGAAAAACAAAAGUAUUAAAAGCCAACCUCCCCCCCCCCCCCUCCCCCCAUUAUUAUUAUAUAAAAUGUGAUGUAUGUACAUAAAACAAGCAUUGGUUACAAGUAGCUCUUCAGCCCUUAUUAAACUACAAUUCCCAUCGAGACAGGUUGGGGACUGUGGAAACAACAACUAAAGAGCUUUAAACUGUCUUAUGCCAAUGAUCUGGGUAACUGGAGUGAUAAAUAUACACAUAAGAUACAUUUAUUUUCAUCUUAUGUUUUUUUUUUUCAAUUUAUAUUUCUUUACAUUAGUUGUAAUUGUCUAAAUUUGUUUUUAUUGAAUUUGUAUAUUUUAAAGAUCUUUUUUUUACAAUAACUUCUUCAUGUCUACAGACUUCCUUUAUUUCAGAAAUGUUUUUUAUUUUUUUAAAUUUAGUAAUUUAGUACAUUUCUCGAGAGCCGACGGGGCUGUGUUUUAGUAGAAAGUUUAUCAAAUCCAUGAGAGAACACUUAGAACAAGCAAAUAAUAUGCAGGCACUAAUGUGUGCAUGGAGGAACUUGUGUCUUUUUUUUAUAGAUCACCUAGAUCACCUGUUAAUCAAUUUAUAACAGGGGAGCAACUCUCCAAUUAGUAUGGUGCCAAUGGAUUACAACAGUCUUCAAAUUUGAUCCUCAAGGCACCUUCCAGUCAUUUUUUAAGGAUAUCCAUGCUUGUGCACAGAUGAUAUAACAAAACUAGUUGAAGUACUACUUAAAUUACAUGUGCUUAAAUCUGGAUAUCCUUAAAACCUGGAAUUUUAGGGUGCCUUGAGUACCAAGUUUGGGAACCACUAGAAUACAAGAUUACAAACUAGUAAAACUUUAUUAAGACUAAGAGAUUAUUCUCUUUAAUUCUAUAUUUAUAUAUGGUAUCACUAGAUUAAUAACAAGAUUUCUUUGAUUGAUAUUCAUUUAUUAUCCCUACCCCUAACACUGUGUUAGAAUACGUAAUAAGAUAACAUACUGAUAAAUAUUUCCUUUUCUGGGUCCAACUAUUGUUACUUUUCGCUGCUAUGUGUAAUGACUCUCAUCCAUUCUUUAUGGUAGGUGUUCCCAACCAUGUUCCUCAAGGUUUACUAACAGUCCAGGUUUUAAGAAUAGCCAUACUCGAGCACAGGUGGCUUAAUUAGUACCUCAGUUAUUUUGAUUUCAUUUAACCAUCUGUGCUCAAACAUGGAUAUCACUAGCUAAUGUACCUUAAGCAUACCUCCCAACAUGACCCUCUCCAGGAGGGACAGAAUGCUCUGCUCCUGGUCUUCCCUCUUACUGUAUGAUUGCCAUCACCUGUGCUGAAACACCUUUCUUAUCCAUUAACCUGUUCAACACAGGUG